AUGACCGUUGGCAAUGGCCCAAUGUCGAUGGUCGUCCAAGGCGCCGCCUUGGUGAGCCUAAUCUGGAGCUGCACCGUCUUCGUUGUCCAGGCCAUCGGAAUCUCGCAGCUCUUCCGCCACCACUCCGGACCGCUCCCGAAGCCCGUGUCGCCGUCCCUCGAACCAGAUGAGGUUCCUCACAUCACCGUCAUUCGCCCGGUCAAGGGCGUCGAGGUCGGCCUCUACGAGUGCCUCGCAUCGACCUUCCGCCUCGCCUACCCCAAAUCGAAGCUGACCAUUUACCUCUGCGUCGCCUCCACCGAUGACCCGGCGUAUCCGGUCCUACAGCAGCUCGUCGCGGACUUCCCGGGCUUCGACGCAAAGGUCCUCGUCGAGGAGGACGAUCCGCUGCUACACGGCACUGGGGGCCACGUCAACAACCUGGGCCCGAACCCGAAGAUCCGCAACAUCAGCCGCGCAUACCGCGAAGCCAAGGGCGACAUUGUCUGGAUCGUCGACUGCAACGUGUGGGUCGGCACAAACUCGGCCGGGCGGAUGGUGGACAAGCUCUGCGGAUUCCUGCCCGACGGCAGCAGGACCACGCCCUACAAGUUCGUGCACCAGCUGCCCCUCGUCGUCGACAUCGACCCGCUGCCAACCGCCGAAGAGCGGCAGCGCCUCCUCCCCACCACUCACAACGCCAGCCCGCCGACCGACCGCACUCCCCGCGGCAUCCUCUCCCACUUCGGCGGCCGUCUCGAAGAGAUGUUCAUGUCCACCACCCACGCCAAGUUCUACAGCGCCAUCAACACCGUCGGCGUCGCCCCCUGCAUCAUCGGCAAAAGCAACAUGUUCCGCAAGUCCCACCUGGACCUGUUCACCGACCCGGCCCGCAACCCGCUGCUCUCCCCACGCGACGCCGCCCGCGGCCGCGGCCUCGACUUCUUCUCCUCCUACAUCUGCGAGGACCACCUGAUCGGCGACCUGAUCUGGCGCUCGCGGCUGCCGCCGCAAAGCUCCGACGACGACGGCGGCGCCCCUGCCCCCCGCUUCCGCAACCACGGCCUGGUCUUCGGCGAGCCGGCGCUGCAGCCCAUGGCGGGCAUGUCGGCGGCGGGCUACGUGGCGCGGCGGGUGCGCUGGCUGCGCGUGCGCAAGUGGACCGUGCUGGCCGCCACGCUGGUCGAGCCGGGCGUCGAGCCGCUCGUGUGCUGCGCGCACCUGGCCUUCGCGCUCACGACGCUGCCCUGGUUCCGCGGCGGCGACCGGGGGUGGGGCGCGGGUGUCGGCGUGCCGCCGACGUGGCGCGCCAUGGCGCUCGUGUGGGCGCUGGCCGUGACCGCGUGGAUGCUGGUCGACCGCUGGGUGAGCGGCGAGCUGCGGCGGCUGCGGAGCGUCGACGUGGAUGAGCACACGCCGGCCUUCGCGCGGGGCGCGGGCCGCCCCGGCGGCAUCCCGCAGCGGCCGUUCGGCGAGUGGCUGGCCGCCUGGGUCGGGAGGGAGGUGCUGGCGCUGCCCAUCUGGACGUGGGCGGUGCUGCUGGGCACGACAGUGACCUGGCGGGGCCGGCGGUUUCGGGUGCGCAUGGACAUGAGCGUGGUGGAGGUCGGGGGUGGGACGCGCGAGUCGUCCGCGCCGGGCUCGAAGGUGACGAGCCGUCCUAAUUCCCGUAAUAAAGACCGUAUAGACUAG
Messenger RNA from Thermothielavioides terrestris NRRL 8126, 1671 nucleotides. RefSeq names its product glycosyltransferase family 21 protein. Gene Ontology annotation, cellular component: membrane. Bases 1 to 1671 code for a protein of 556 amino acids. Gene Ontology annotation, biological process: glucosylceramide biosynthetic process. The record is from RefSeq and is a predicted model, not a curated record. The transcript has 2 exons. Lineage: Eukaryota; Fungi; Ascomycota; Sordariomycetes; Sordariales; Chaetomiaceae. Gene Ontology annotation, molecular function: ceramide glucosyltransferase activity.